GGGUUCAUUCUCUGCAGCCAUUUAAUGGUGGAGUAAAGAAAUCCACUGUUUUGUUUUUAAAUGGGGAAAUUAAGCGUUUUCUCUCUUGUCAUUUUGGCGCUGGCGUUGCUGCUCGGUCAGAGGAUCGUCACCAUACGCAGGAGAUUCCUCGUGGAUAGGGUGGUGGCCAACAAUCAUCUGCAGAACUGUGUGGAGCUCAAACACCUGGAUCAUGGGGCUGAGGAUAUAACCAUCGUUGGAGACGGCCUUGCUUUUAUCAGCUCUGGACUCAAGUACCCUGGAUUACCAGUUUCUGAUGUUACUGGGAAAAUCUUCCUCCUUGAUCUGCACGAUCCCCGCCUGAAGCCUGUGGAGCUUCGUCUGCCGUGGAACUUUGAUGUGGAAUCCUUCAACCCUCACGGCAUUAGUGUUUACAUCGACCCAAGCGAUGACUCAGUGUUUCUGUUCGUUGUCAAUCAUCCUCAACAUAAAACCCAAAUCGAGCUGUUCAAGUAUAAAGAGGAGGAUCGCUCCCUUUUGCACCUCAAAACUAUCAAACAUGAGCUGCUUCACAGUGUAAAUGAUAUCAUUGCUGUUGGACCUGAAAGCUUCUUUGCCACCAAUGAUCACUACUUCUCCAAUGAUCUCCUCAAAUUUCUGGAGUUUUUCCUGCUCCAGCCAUGGACCAAUGUGGUGUUUUACAGCCCAAAGGAGGUCAAAGUGGUGUCUGAGGGUUAUUACUUUGCCAACGGCAUCAACAUGUCUCCAGACAAACGACACGUGUAUGUGGCAGACAUCUUUGACCACAACAUCCAUGUUUUAGAGUGGAAAGAAGACAACAUGCUGACCCGUGUGAAGACUGUAGACGUGGCGUCACUAUGCGACAACAUCGAGGUUGAACCCGAGUCUGGUGACCUCUGGCUUGGCUGUCACAUCGACGCAAAGAAGGUUUUUCUAUUUGACCCUAAAGACCCACCUGGAUCAGAGGUUAUCCGCAUCCAGAACAUCCAUUCUGAUCAGCCAGUGGUGACUCAGGUGUAUGCAGAUGAUGGGCAAGUCAUAAUGGGCUCCUCUGUGGCGACGGUCUAUGGGGACAAGCUGCUCAUUGGAACUGUUUUUCAUAAGGCGUUGUGCUGUGAUUUCAAGUAAACAAUGGUUUCCUUUGUGGAUGCAUUAUAAUAAAAGAGAAGAUUUCCCUUUUUCUUUUCUUUUAACUCAAAGUAUGACCGUGACAGGAAGAACGCCAUGCUGUUAGAAAAAUGAACACGAGGAGCUCAUCACAGGAUCAAAGUUCUGGUGCUAGUGUGCUUAGAAAGGGGAAAAGAAACUUAGACAAAAAUUGUUUUUUCACUGCUUGGGGAAAAAUUUGAUUAUUCUCUUUUUACUCAGGGUGUUUAACGUGUUUAAAUCUCAGCUGUGUUAUUAUUCUUUGUGUUUUUGACCAGAAAUAAAAUGUAAAAGUGAACAAAA
Messenger RNA from Oryzias latipes (Japanese medaka), 1449 nucleotides. RefSeq names its product serum paraoxonase/arylesterase 2. Gene Ontology annotation, molecular function: arylesterase activity. The record is from RefSeq and is a predicted model, not a curated record. Lineage: Eukaryota; Metazoa; Chordata; Actinopteri; Beloniformes; Adrianichthyidae.